Molecule: messenger RNA, 699 nt
Organism: Penicillium diatomitis
Lineage: Eukaryota; Fungi; Ascomycota; Eurotiomycetes; Eurotiales; Aspergillaceae
Exons: 2
Coding region: 1-699 (232 amino acids)
Source: RefSeq, a predicted model, not a curated record
AUGACCCGGGUUGACGACGGUCGAUGUCAAGAUGAGCCAGACCAACUUGGUUCCGAUGCCGACACUGAGAUAAUGACUACACCAGAGUUUUGGGGAUCCUUGACCAGUGGAAACUUCGCCCAUCUGGGGGAGCAUGAAGCAGCUAUUGAUCCGUUUUCUAUUCAUGUGUCCAUCAGGUCGCCAGUCCAUGAGGAUCUCACAGGCCUUCCGUCAUUCGAACAGUUUCAACCGGACCGCAAAGCAUUUCAAUUCACUGGGAAUUCAUUUGAAAACUCCUUUGGGGCAGCAAGGAUUGAAAGCGCUAUGAAGGGGUACGAAGGGAGCGAGCAAAGCACGAAUCAAGGAAAAACUUCUGGGACCGAGGAACCCAAGAAGGACCGCAGUAUGCCUGAUAGUUUUUCGGUAACCCGCAACGCUGCCCCACAAGAAAUAUCAAUUCAAGCGGAUAAUACCUUCAGGAAGGGCUUUUCAAGUGGCCCCUAUGAUAUAGGACUUACAAACCCCAGAUCAUCGCUUGAAGCAGCGGAUAACACCAACAAAGCCCGGUCCUUAGGCAAAACUGCCUUGACCUGGGGUUCUUCCGUAUCUACUGCUAUUGGCGAUGAACUAGCGGCAAUUCACGAUCACAUGGAGCACUGUCGGAACGCAGAUUGUCUACAGGCUAAAGCAUUUUUUGAUGGGAUUCAGCUCCCUCGUUAG